This is a messenger RNA of Lolium rigidum, 1588 nucleotides long. RefSeq names its product alcohol acyltransferase 9-like. The transcript has 2 exons. The record is from RefSeq and is a predicted model, not a curated record. The coding region runs from base 1 to 1449 and encodes 482 amino acids. Gene Ontology annotation, molecular function: acyltransferase activity, transferring groups other than amino-acyl groups. Lineage: Eukaryota; Viridiplantae; Streptophyta; Magnoliopsida; Poales; Poaceae.
AUGGACACGGGGCUGGAGAUCCCCGGCGAGGUGCAGUACCCGAGCUCCCCCGUGCUGGUCCCGCCAGGCCGCCCCACGCCGCGCCGCACGCUCUACCUCUCCAACCUCGACGACCAGCGCUUCCUCCGCUUCUCGAUCAAGUACCUGUACGUCUUUCCCGCCGCCGCCGCCGUCUCCGCCGCCUCUCUCCGGGCCGCGCUCGCCGACGCGCUCGUGGAGUACUACCCUCUGGCGGGGCGGCUCCGACACGGCGACGAGGAGGGGAAGCUGGUGGUGGAGUGCAAUGCCGAGGGGGCGCUCUUCGCCGAGGGCUCCCUGCCGGGGCUGGCGGCCGAUGAUUUCUUGCGAGGUGGCGGAGCUAGGCCGCACCGGUCGUGGCGGAAGCUGCUGUACAGGGUCGACUCCCACAGCUUUGUCGCCGUGCCUCCGCUUGUCGUCCAGGUGACACACCUAGGCUGCGGCGGCAUGGUGCUGUGCAUGGCAAUCAACCACUGCCUCUGCGACGGCGUCGGGACGGCGCAGUUCCUCAACGCCUGGGCGCGCGCCGCCCGAAGCUCCGGCAUUGUCGGAGACAACCCCGUCGUCCACGACCGUUGUGCCCUGCGCCCGCGAUGCCCGCCACGCGUCGAGUUCGCGCACCCGGAGUACCACUGCCACGACGCCGCCGCAGACGACGGCGCGUCCAACCUCCUCGCGCACCUGCUCGGUCAGCCGUUGGCACCGGUGUCGCUCACCUUCUCGGCGGCGCGUCUCGCGCACCUCAAGAAGCAGCUCCUGCUGAAGCGCUGCACGUCGUUCGAGGCGCUUGCGGGGACGGUGUGGCGCGCGUGGGUGCGCGCGCUGGACCCGCCGGCGACACUCCACGUGAAGCUCCUUUUCUCGGUGAACGCCCGGCGGCGCCUGACGCCGGAGCUCCCCGACGGCUACUACGGCAACGGGUUCGUGCUUGGGUGCGCGGAGUCCACGGCGGGGCAGGUGGCCGCGGCGGCACCCAUGCCCACGGUCGUCAGGCUGGUGCAGGAGGCCAAGGAGCGCGUGGACGACGCCUACGUGCGGUCCAUGGUGGACCUCCUCGAAGAGCACCGUCGCGGCGUCGACGGCGGUGCGAAGCCCGACCUGUCGGCGAGCCUGGUGAUCUCGGCGUGGACGCGGUUGGGGCUGGAGGACCUCGACUUCGGCGCCGGCGCGCCGGCGCACAUGGGCCCGCUCACCAGCGAGAUAUACUGCGUGUUCGUCCCCGUCGCUGGCGACCCCGGCGGCGUCACCGUGCUCGUCUCAGUCCCGCAGGCUGCCACUGACAAGUUCGAGCAUUACUGCUGCAACCCCAUGGAUGCCGCUGGAGUGGCAGAGACGGGCAGCGGCGCCAUGGCGACCGGCAAUGGCAUGCUGGAGCGGGACGAGAAGCAGCAGCCGUGUCAUGGACAUGAGAUCAAGAUCGAUUACAAAUGACAUAUAGAUAAUCUCAUCUUGUAGCUGGAAACAAGGAUGGGCCUGUAAAUUUUCUGUGCUUGGAAGACAUAUUCAAAUCUUAUCGUCUCAUCGAUCGAAAAAAUGAACAUGAAGAAGAACAUUACAAUGCAAACAUCUA